Molecule: messenger RNA, 3005 nt
Organism: Leopardus geoffroyi (Geoffroy's cat)
Lineage: Eukaryota; Metazoa; Chordata; Mammalia; Carnivora; Felidae
Gene: KCNIP3
Product: potassium voltage-gated channel interacting protein 3
Exons: 9
Coding region: 43-897 (284 amino acids)
Biological process (GO): negative regulation of transcription by RNA polymerase II; regulation of potassium ion transmembrane transport
Cellular component (GO): nucleus; voltage-gated potassium channel complex
Molecular function (GO): potassium channel regulator activity; RNA polymerase II cis-regulatory region sequence-specific DNA binding; calcium ion binding
Source: RefSeq, a predicted model, not a curated record
CGAGGAGCCGCCCGUAGCAAUUACGUCUGGGUCCAAGCAAACAUGAGGCAGCUGCCAGCCGGCCCGGCAGUCCUGUUCUCAGCUGCGAAGAGGGGAGGCCGGCAACAGUUUUCUUCAGCGCCCAGGAUGCAGCGGGCGAAGGAAGUGAUGAAGGUGUCAGAUGGCAGCCUCCUGGGGGAUCCCGGGCGCACACCGCUAAGCAAGAAGGAGGGCGUCAAGUGGCAGAGGCCCCGGCUCACCCGCCAGGCCCUGAUGCGGUGCUGCCUGGUCAAGUGGAUCCUGUCCAGUGCGGCCCCACAGGGCUCAGACAGCAGCGACAGUGAGCUGGAGCUAUCUACAGUGCGCCACCAGCCAGAGGGACUGGACCAGCUGCAGGCACAGACCAAGUUCACCAAGAAGGAGCUACAGUCCCUCUACAGGGGCUUCAAGAACGAGUGUCCCACGGGCCUGGUGGAUGAAGACACCUUCAAACUCAUUUACUCACAGUUCUUCCCUCAGGGAGAUGCCACCACUUAUGCACACUUCCUCUUCAACGCCUUCGACGCCGACGGGAAUGGGGCCAUCCGCUUUGAGGACUUUGUGGUCGGCCUCUCCAUCCUGCUGCGAGGAACAGUUCAUGAGAAGCUUAAGUGGGCCUUUAACCUCUACGACAUUAAUAAGGAUGGCUACAUCACCAAAGAGGAGAUGCUGGCCAUCAUGAAGUCCAUCUAUGACAUGAUGGGCCGCCACACCUAUCCGAUCCUGCGGGAGGACGCGCCUCUGGAGCACGUGGAGAGGUUCUUCCAGAAAAUGGACCGGAAUAAGGAUGGGGUGGUGACCAUUGAUGAGUUCCUGGAGACCUGUCAGAAGGAUGAGAACAUCAUGAGCUCCAUGCAGCUAUUUGAGAACGUCAUCUAGGACAUGUCGGUGGGGAGGGGUACUUGAGUGGCCAUUGCCACCUCUGCCCCCAAAGAAACCUCAAUCCUGCCAGGAGCAGCCUCCAUGAGAAACUUUUUUCUAAUAUAUUUGAAAAAGUGAACAGUUUGCUCUGGACACACGCAUACACACACACACACACACACACACAGCCCAUUCCUCUGGGCUGGUGGGGGGUGGGCAGAGGUCAGGGCGGGGCUGAGUCUGGCUGGGAGCUGGAUCCAGGUGAUGAGAACCACACAUCCCGGCCAGUCCCUGUCCCAGGCCAGCGGGGUGGGGCUGCCUCUGGACUGGGCACUGAGAGAGCAGUGUCUGCAGGCUGCUGGCCAUGGGGUGCUGCCAGGGAAGUGCUCAAGAUCCCCUACGGAGGAGGCUCCAGUCUCCAAAGGCCCUUCUGGUGUGAGCCCCCUCACCCCCCCCCCCACCACCCUUCUUUCCCACCAUACGUGGGCCAGGCUCCGGGGCCUACUCUGGCCUUCCUGUCCCCCGGCCACUCCCUGCCCACUGACUACACUCCCAGAAUGCCUGUCCCCACAGGACGCUUGAAGGGGCAGCAGGAUCAAGGGAGGGGGGAUUAGGAAAGAGGUGGUGAUGGAGACAGCCUGCUGUUUCCUCGAAACGCUGCCCUGGGGUCCCAGAUGCCUGCCACUCCACUGAGCUGGGCAAGCUCCAGGGAUAAGGGGCCCAUGGACUCUCUUCUGUCCGUCCUGGGAAGGGGGAUAUUCAAGCUCGGGGGUUGGGCUUCUCGGUGGAGAAUCGGAGGGGAACUGUCUGCCGAGUCCACUGAAAUGCAAGAAGCUUUCCCUUGCCCCAGUCCUAGCUCAGUCGGAAUGAAGUGGGUAGGGCUGCCCAUUCGCCUCAAGCACUAGAGUGUUCAACCCCAAGGUCUUAAUAGGUCCUGAGAAGAGGUCACAAAGAUCAGGGACUGGGAGCCAAGGAGCCCAGGUGGCAGAACAGGCCUGAGAAGGGGCUUCUCCCUCCUUUCCUGUCAGCCUCUGUCUCCCUUGGCCCCCAGCUUGGAUGAGCAUCCCCACUACCACUUCCUGGUUAGGGUCCUGAAGCAGUGUGGCCACGCCUCCAUACACAGGCUCACGCAGCCCCCUACAAAAAGCACAAGCACCCAGAGUGGCUCAGGUUGCAGCCCACAAGGGGAGCCAGGGACACUCUGCUUUUCCAAGAUCAGGCCCUGCUAGUGAGCUGAGGCCUGGGCUGCAGUGGCCCCAGUACAGGCAGCCCUGCGGAAGAAGCAUGGGGGUCAGUUCUGUGCCUCAGAGCAGUGGGGGCUCAAAGCCCAUCCCCAGCCCAGCCCACCAACAUUCAAAAGCACAAACCCCAGGGACUCUCCUUGACUGGGUUCUGCUCUGGGGAUGGAGGCUGAUGUCAGCCUGAAGACAGAGCCAGGAAUGAUGGCUGAGGGGCCUGAGGCUGAAUCGUAGGCCAACAGAAACCUCCAGGAGAGAGAGAUUAGCUGCUCCCACCCGUCCAGGGCUCCCCAAGAAGGCACCCAGUUCCAGGUAGCAUGGGCCUUUCCGAGGAACAUUCCCAUACAAUACAUUCCACCGGCUGCCAUCCCGUCUCUGCUCAGGCCUGGCCCUAGGGUGAGCAGGGCCCUCAAAGGAAAGGUGGGAUGGUGGAGGCUGUGGAGACUGGCCUGAUUUGGCCGCGGGCACCCCUUGGCACCCACACACAGGUGGUCCUCUCCCUCGGAGUUGCACUGACACCCCGUCUCCAGUUUGACUCGGGGGUCUUUCUUCCCUCCUCCAGGAGGGCAUCAGCUUUCCCUGGCUCAGGGAUCUUCUCCCUCUCCAUCCACCGCCAGCCCAGCCCUCCCAGCCGGUGUAGCUGUGCUUCUAAGGGGCUAAGGCCAUAGGAAAGGGUCACCACCAUGCCCCUGCCCCUCUUGGCCUUGGGCCAGACUGGCUGCACAUCCAACCAGGAGGGGUCUGUCUCCCACGCUGGGAUGCAGACUGGCCGCAUGUCUGCAUGGCAGAAGUGUCUCCCUUGGGCGCAGCCUGGGAGGGUGGUUCCUGUUCUCAGCGCCCACAAAUAUUCAGUCCUGUAUAUUUUAAUAAAAUAAACUUGACAAAGAA